Molecule: messenger RNA, 2155 nt
Organism: Salvia splendens (bonfire salvia)
Lineage: Eukaryota; Viridiplantae; Streptophyta; Magnoliopsida; Lamiales; Lamiaceae
Exons: 3
Coding region: 86-1069 (327 amino acids)
Source: RefSeq, a predicted model, not a curated record
GUGCAUCCACCAAUAAAUAUUUAUUUUAUGCUGAUCAUCUAUUCUUCUCCAAUCUCAUUUCUACUUCCUUCUAACCUAAGCUAUCAUGUUACCAGAAAUAGGCAUUCAGCAACAGGCUACUACAGAUAGAAACUCCAAGAAGGAAGUGGAUUGUGAAGAAGGAGAAGAAUCAUUGCAAUCAUCCUCACCAAGCAGGCCAACCAGCAUGGUCUUUAAGAAGGAGAACAGAGUGAUCCCCGCACACCUAGUGGCGGAGGCCAUCUCGACACUGAAGGGGCUCGACCUGAGGUGGUCGGCCCCCAUCACCCCGGCCGAAAUGCAGUACGUGGAGCAGUACGUCCUGGCCAAGUACCCGGAGUACUGCAACGGCCUCUGCCUCCCUGACCGAUCCGAUCACGAAUCUUCCACCUCUGACAUGAUCACUAGGAUCCAGCUGUCGCCCUCCAGGCUGGUCGACACCCUCACCAAAAAGACCUCCUUUCAGGGCAACUUCAUGUCCAUCCCCGAGAUCCAGGCCCGCAACCGCGCCCUCGACAGCUGCGGCCUCACUGCAGAGGACUACCUCGUCGUGUUCACCGCCACAGUCAGGGAGGCCCUGACCAUGGUGGGGGACUCCUACCCCUUCUUCAGGGGGAACUACUACAUGACCGUCCUACCUGAAGACGAGGACGUCAUCAGGGAGGUGGCAGCGUCCAAGGACGCCAAGGUGGUGGGGGCGCCCGCGGCUUGGCUGGACCUCAGGAUAAAGGGGUCCCAGCUGAGCCAGUAUUUCAGGAGGAAGUGCAAGUGCAGCCCCAAGGGGCUGUUUGCGUACCCUGCUGCCUGCUCGAACGGAGAAGGGGGUUUUCUCCGUUCUAGCAUGCACUGGAUAUCGGAGGCGCAUAGGAACUCGUGGCACGUGCUGCUUGACGCUGCUGGGUUGGAGGCCGGGAAGGAGUGCCUAUCGCUGGCGCUGCACCGCCCUGAUUUUGUCACGUGCACGGUUGAUGUGGCGCAUGCGCACCCGUCUAAGGUUACCUGCCUGUUGGUGAGGAGGAAGUCGUUUGAGACGGACGCCCCUUCUGCUUAACAUAUAUGUACGCCUUCUACAUUUUGGCCUUUUUAUGAUGAUUUAUAGUACAUAACAUAUUUGGUUUGAGCAAGGUCUUGAUUUUGCAAUAAUGGUGUUGUGUUGGAUAAAUAUAAUAAGUACUAAGUACUAACCAUGGUUCCUUGUUUCUUAUUGGCCUCUUUUGUAUGUAAGAAUCUAUAAAAUUUUGCUCGUAUAAUCACUUAAUCAGUCAUUUGGUAUGAGGGAAAUAUUACUGUAUUUGCUGAUUUGCUAUUGAAAUGGUUUUGUUCAAAUGCAAGCUGAUCUACCCUGUAUCACUGUUUUCAAAAUGCAGUUCCACAAUUUAUAUAUUUAAACCAGUAAUGAAUCAAAUCGUUUUGAAUCAAAAAACAGAACCGGUUCCAAGCAAUUUUUAACAUUUACAAAACUAGAAAUCAGAAUUGAGAAAAUGGAGGAUCUGGUGUGGAUAAUCCUAUGAAUAGAGAAAAAGCAAAAAUUACGUCCUUUCAAUAAUAAAUUACUACUACUACUACUAUACUUUCUCACAUACUCUCUCCACAUAUUUCUGCUGUUAAUUCUAUAAUCAAUAAGAAUGGAUAAUGCUAGCUACCAAGCCGGACAAACCAAGGGUCAAGCUCAGGUACAUUUUUACACAUAAAAUAACUUAUACUACUAUUCAAAUUUCUAAAUAAAAGGCUAGCCAGUUGAUGGACAAAGCUGGCAAUGCUGCACAAUCAGUUCAAAAUUUUAUUAUAUAAUUAAUUUAUUAUCUCCUCUUUUAAAUAUCUAACUUAACUAAAAUCAAUAUGAAAUGUUGAUUUGAUCAGGUGUUUGUUCUUCCAUGGAUAUAGGCUGGACAGCAGGCGCAGGCUACUGUCAAGAAUGCCUGUAACUCAAACAAGUGAAAGCUAAGAGAUUCUUCAUCUCAUCUCAUCUCAUCUCAUGAUGUCCAAGCAUGCUUCUAUCUAAUCUUUUUCUUCUGUUGUUGAAAUCAUCAGUUUCAGAUUUCAAGUUUUGGUGGUUCACAUGUUUCCUUGUCAUGUAGAGAGAGAAGCAAGAGUUUCUCAUCAAAUGAAGUAAAUAAAAUUUUAUUUUAAUAGUGUA